Chelonoidis abingdonii (Abingdon island giant tortoise) is the source of this 2834-nucleotide messenger RNA. RefSeq names its product SRY-box transcription factor 4 (gene SOX4). Gene Ontology annotation, molecular function: DNA-binding transcription activator activity, RNA polymerase II-specific; RNA polymerase II cis-regulatory region sequence-specific DNA binding. NCBI's taxonomy places the organism in Eukaryota, Metazoa, Chordata, Testudines, Testudinidae. Gene Ontology annotation, biological process: camera-type eye morphogenesis; neuron differentiation; positive regulation of transcription by RNA polymerase II. The record is from RefSeq and is a predicted model, not a curated record. Gene Ontology annotation, cellular component: nucleus.
CUAGGCGGAAUUUGGGGUCCGCUCUAAGCUGCAGCAAGAGAAACAGUGUGUGAGGGGGAAGAGGCCAAUACCAGUAGCCCCGGUCUGUGUAUGUGUCUCUCCUCUCUUUGGGGUUGUGCAUGCAAAGGAAGGGAAAACGGGACUAAAUAUAUCGCAUUAGUCACCGCUCUUCCUACAGGGAAGGCACACAUUUAUUAAUGCUACCCGGUUGCAUGAGUCGGGGUUUUUUGUUUUGUUUUUUAUUCAGUACCUCUCAACAACCAAAUAAUUAACUGCACAAGCUCCUGAUCACUGACUGCACAGCCACGAGUCCUGGAGUCCGGUUUUUAUUUUUAUUUUUUUGUUUUUAUUUUGUGUGUGUGUGUGUGGUGCUGGGCACAAUAGUGGGAGGCUUUACCAGCGCGUGUGCUGUUUUCCUGAAACAUCUUGGGCAGAGAAAAAGCACUUGUGAACUGGAAUCAACUGCUUCGGGGAGGGGAGGGGGGAAACACUGACAAGGAGAGGGGGAAUUGCAGCAUUUUUAAAGAAACUCUGUUUCUGUUCCACUUUGAGCACUGGCUGCUGCCCCUAAAUUAAUAGAGAGCAAAGGGGGAAGGACUGCACAGAGCGCUGGAGACGAGCCUGUCUGGAUCUACAACUACUUAGCAGAGGGGCUGCGCGCUGGAGAAGGGCUGAGCAUUUCGCUGUGGUUUGGGACUGUUUGAUUCGUUCCCCUUCCUUGUUGUACCUGUUAAAGUUGAGAGCCUUUUUUUUUUUACGUUGCACUGGUGCCGAGCUGAGCCCCGGCGACGUCCCUGCAAGCCGCCGACGCCGCCGUGUGUGUGAGCCCCAGCGAUGGUGCAGCAGACUAACAACGCGGAGAACACGGAAGCGCUUCUGGCCGGAGAGACCUCGGACUCCGGGGCCGGCAUCGAGCUGGGCAUCGCCUCCUCGCCCACGCCGGGCUCCACCGCUUCUACCGGGGGCAAAGCGGACGACCCGAGCUGGUGCAAGACCCCCAGCGGGCACAUCAAGCGGCCCAUGAACGCCUUCAUGGUGUGGUCCCAGAUCGAGAGGAGGAAGAUCAUGGAGCAGUCCCCGGACAUGCACAACGCCGAGAUCUCCAAGCGCCUGGGCAAGCGCUGGAAGCUGCUCAAGGACAGCGACAAGAUCCCCUUCAUCCGGGAGGCGGAGCGGCUGAGGCUCAAGCACAUGGCGGACUAUCCCGACUACAAGUACCGGCCCAGGAAGAAGGUGAAAUCGGGCAACAGCUCCGCCAAGCCCGGCGAGAAAGGAGACAAGAGCGGCGGGGGCAGCCCUGGCGCCAGCGGGGGCGGCACUGGCAGUGGCAGCAGCGGGGGCAGCACGAACUCCUCCAAGACCGCCCCGAAGAAGAGCGGCGGCUCCAAGCUCUCUCCCGGCGGCGGCGGCUCCGGGGCCAGCAAGUCGCACGCCAAGGUGAUCCUGGGCAACAAAGCCGCCCCCUUCCCAGCCGAGCAGCCGGCUCAGGCCGCCCUUCUGCCCCCGGACCACCACUCGCUGUACAAAUCCCGCGGCGGCGCUUCUGGCUCCUGCUCGGCCUCGGGCAAACACCUCUCGGAGAAGAAGCUCAAGCGGGUCUAUGUCUUCGGCACCGGCGGGGGCCACGGGCAGAGCGCGUCCUCCUCCCCGGGGGGCGCCGUGCCGGCCAGCCCGACCCUGAGCUGCUCCACGGAGGCCAGCGACCCUCUGAGCCUGUACGAGGAGGGGAGCGCCGGAGGCUGCCAGCAGGACGGAGACUGCAGCAGCGUCUCCUGCCCUUCCCCGCCGGGCAGCAGCUCCCCCUCCGAUCACCGCAGCUACACCAGCCUGAGGGCCUCUUCCCCGGCCCCCUCCACCUCCCAUUCCUCCUCGGCUUCCUCCCAUUCCUCCUCCUCCUCCUCCUCCUCGGGCUCCUCUUCCUCGGACGACGAGUUUGAAGACGACCUGUUGGACCUGAACCCCAGCCCCGGGUUUGAGAGCAUGUCCCUGGGCAGCUUCGGUUCGUCGGUGCUGGACCGGGACCUAGAUUUUAACUUCGAGCCUGGCUCGGGCUCUCAUUUUGAGUUCCCGGACUACUGCACCCCGGAGGUAAGUGAGAUGAUCUCAGGGGACUGGCUGGAGUCCAGCAUUUCAAACCUGGUCUUCACUUACUGAAGAAUAUAAAUAAAUAAAUGCCGGGGAAGACGUAGACAUACACUAUUGAGAGGACUCGCCCACGCUGUUGGGUGUAUCUUUUUUCCUUGGAGGGGCAGAUGAAACUGACUUGCUGUGCUUUUAAAAAACCGAGAUGAUAAAAGGGAUCAUUCUUUUUUUUUUAAAAAAAAAUACACAUGCUCGCUCCCUUCCUCUGCUUGGAGAUAGACACACACACACAUCCCCCCACGCCCGUUCCGAUGCCUGAUGUUAAUUUUUAGACACUGGCGGGAGUGAUUUUUUUUUGAGAGCGAGAGAGAGAAGGGGAAAAACCACACACACCUCUGGGUUUUGAUUUUUUUUAUCCACUCUAUGUGAAGAAGAAGGGGGAGUGAUACAUUGUGCUGAGUGCAUUGGAGAUCUCGAGUAUUUUGUUCUGAGAGAUGAGAACUGUUUUAAAAAAAAGACUGCAGGGUUUACAUAGUGUGGGGGAAGGGAAGGGAAUCCUAUUUCGAUUUUUUUCCUGCAGCAAGAGGAGAUGAAGAUAAUAAGAGGCGGAAAGGGCGAAUUGAGCUAGAAACUGAACUGAGAUCCUAGUUGGACAGAGAAGAGGAAGGGGGUUGGGAUUUUUUUUUUUUUUUGCCUUUUUUUAAAAGAUGAACUGGAAACACGACUAGAGGAAGAUAAUAAACUGAUAUGCA